AUGAAAAGAGGAGUUUUAUGUAUUUUACUGCUUGUUGGAUGGAUUGAAGCGGAAGUGAGUUUUUUUCGAGUUCAAAUUUUUUGAACAUGAGAAACAAGUUUUUUAUUAGAAGAAAAAUGCGAUUGAAAAUGGCGGAUGGACGACAGAUGAAAAGGAUAUUGUGAAGCAGAAUGGAAUUUGUAAUAUUGAAAGACAUGAUGCGAAUGAAUUGACGCAGAAAGAAUUUCUGAAACGAUAUGCAUAUUCGGAGCCUGUAAUUAUAUAUAAUGUGGAUAAUUCGGAGUUUCAAAAACUCACGAAGAAAGCAGCAAUGUUAGAUUCAUGGGGAGAAUUACCGGUCACGUUGAAUUCAGCGAAUACAUAUAGUUAUACUAGAGUUGCAACAACUUUUGCCGAUUAUAUUGAUAAGAAGAUGAAACCUCAAAAUUUGGAUAAAUUGGGAAAUGAAACAUUAAUUUUAUUCGGCGAUAUUGAUCAAAAACUUUGGGCUCCGUUACUCGAAAAAUAUCGAAAACCAGAAUGGGAAUUGCCUGAUCAUUUGCCAGCAUUGAGUUUUGGAAUAGCUGGAGCUGGAACUGGUGUACCUUUUCAUUUUCAUGGUCCAGGAUUCGCUGAAGUUGUUCAUGGAAGUAAACGAUGGUUUUUAUAUCCUUAUGAACAGCGACCAAAAUGGAAUCCAGAUGAGACAACUUUAGAAUGGUAUUUGAAUGAUUAUCCAAAUUUGGCACGAGAAGAUCUUCCACUUGAAUGUGAAAUGAAACCUGGAGAGCUUAUUUAUUUUCCGGAUAAAUGGUGGCAUGCAACACUAAAUAUUCAAUCUUCCGUUUUUAUAAGCACAUUUUUAAGUCCCUAA
Molecule: messenger RNA, 853 nt
Organism: Caenorhabditis angaria
Lineage: Eukaryota; Metazoa; Nematoda; Chromadorea; Rhabditida; Rhabditidae
Source: the annotation of a GenBank genome assembly